AUGGGUAGAGAUAUCAAAGAAUUUUACAAUUUAAGGCACAGAUAUUUGGAUAAAAGGAAAGAGGCAAAUUUAAAUAUUUUAAAAAGUACUAGAAAUAAAAUAACGUGCAAUAAUGACGUGGCGAUUACCAAUGCACCCGCCCAUUUAUGCGAAAAUAAAGAUGAAUGCAACAAGAAUGCAGCAACAAGCGCGCAUAAAAUAAAGGCGCAAAGGAAGAACACUGGGUUCAGGAAGAACCAUGAAUCUGCUGAACACAGUGGCAGGCAUAAGGACAGGACUAAACACAAAGGCGAAGAGAGAGGCAGCGGCAAAAUUGUCAAAAUGGUCAAAAUAGCCAAAAUUGAUAAAGACGACAAAAGCGACGUGAACGACGCGAACGAUGCAAAAAAGGAGAACAAGGGACCGGAGGGACCAUUCAACCACAAAACAGGUCACAAAGGUAAAAAAUGCCAAUUGCACAAAUCGGAAGAGUGCAAAGACCACGACGUAGGCUGCUAUGAUCAACACACAGGCGAAUGUGAAAUUAUCGCAAACACGAAUGAAACAGACGCCUAUUCAGAUGUUUACGUGGCAAAUUCAAACAACCCAUCAGCGUAUCACCAUAAUGAUAACAAAUUGAGUAGCCGCUCGGGCUCUACCUCCAAUAAGGCACAUGUACACCUCGUUGAAGAAGAAAAAAAAAAUUUAAACAGCAACAACGUGAAUAAUUCCGAAAUAAAAAAUGUGUACGACGUUUUAGAUAAAAAUUUUGGUUUCAUCUCCUGCACUAUUAAUAGUAACGGAGCUAACACGAGAGGCGGCACUAGUAGCACAAUUCAAAGUAACUACACACUUAAGCAUGAGCAACAAAAUUACAGCCAUGCUACAUCUAAUAUUUGCGACAGCAAAAAUGAUGACGAAAAAGUGGCGCACGCAACGAUAAGAUGUGACACAGUAAAUGCAAAUUUAAAUGCAAAAAAUGAUGAUCAUGCCAAAGGUGGUAAUUCCUACUAUAACGAAAAAUGUUGUUAUAAUGUCGUGAAGAAUAUAUGCGAAGGGGGGCCCCAAAUGAAUGAAGACAGGCACAAUAGUAGGUACCUUUUCACCGAUGAAAACGAUUUAUCCGUCAUGGAGAAUAUCAAGUCGUUGAUUGACCACAAUGUGACAAAUGAAAGAAUCCAUAUAAAAGAAAAAAAAAAUGUACUUAACAUAUACAAAGUGUGCUUUCCAGAGGACUGCCCAGACAAUCUGGUAAUAAGCGAAAAAAAUCUGGACAAGAACUAUCAUCUCCCUGCAUUUCUUAAUAAAAAAAUAAACGAACUAACAGAUAGAUACACACACUGUGCAGAGUUAACUCACCAUGGAAAUAAUGACAUACAUGAUAAUCCUAUGGACAGUAAGCUCCAAAUGUAUAAAACGAUUUAUAUGUACUACUGCGAUAGGGGUCAAAUUAGUAAUAGCCAAAAUGUCAAGGGAAUAACCAGUUGCGAGGACAGCGGGGAACAAAAUAGCAAUCAGGUUAGUGUGAACACCUGUGGAAAGAAUCGCACAAAUCAAAGUCAUAAAAAUUUCGAGGAUGAACAUAAGUCAAAUGUCACCCUCACAAAAUGCCCUUCGAGUAAGAACUCUGAGCAAAGAGAAAAAAGCAACGGCACCAGCAAGAGUGGCAGCGAGGACCAUAGCACCAAUUAUCGCACGCACAAUGGAAACGACGCUGGAGAUGCCUACAGUAGUAGCCGCAACAACGGACAUAAUGACAACUAUUACGGUCAUAACUGCAACCGUAGCAACAAUGCGAAAAAUGGCAGUGACGACGAUGACAAAAAUGGAAGCGAUGAUGACAAGAAUGGCCGGGACGAUAACAAGAAUGGCCGGGACGAUGACAAAAACGACAGCGACGAUGAAAAGAACGAAAGCGAAGAUGACAAAAACGAAAGUGACCACGAUCAUAACGAAUUUGAUGCAGAAGGGAGACCCCAUCCUGAUAGCUUCAAAAUUCCCCACAAGGCUGUCAACCCAGAUUACCACGAACAACCGAUCGAGCAGAGCAAAUUAUAUUCCAAAGAAGCCCAACACGAGGAAGUAAGCAACCUGUACAAAGAAAUGCUGACCAAACACAUGAACAAUUCAGGCGAUUUACUCAAAGAAUUACAUAUACAGAAAAAUGAAAGGGAAAACAGCCCAAAUAAUAAAUACCUAGAAGAGGACACCUACGUAAGAAGUGAUGAUAUAACUCAACCCAUUGAUCAUUUCCUCAAAAAAAAAGAAACCUAUAAUUGGAAUAAAGAACAUUACGAAAUAUUCCACUCGUUAAAUGAUAUAAUAUGUGAAGUGAAAAAAAAAAGCAACUUAUUUAUAAAUAAUUAUAAGAAUAAGGAGAUGGUCAUAGACAAUAAUAACAACUCACUAAAGAGCAAAAUCGACAGCACCCUCUUCAGCAACAUAAACAAGAAUGAUAAUUUCUCCAACGAUAGCAAUAUGAGAAAAAAAUAUAGUGCGGAACAUGUCAAUAAUAAUCUGUAUAAGCACAAACUAAGCAGCAACAGUGCAUUAAAUAUAAAGCCUAGUUCCCAUUCAGGGCCUAGAAACAGCAAUGCUUAUCACUCCGAGAUGGAGGACACCUCUGGUUAUGGCUGCAACAGUUACAGAAGUAACCACAUUGACGAUAUCGGCGGUAACAGCGCCAACUGCAGCGAAUAUGAUUGUGAUAAACAGUCCUUUAGAAAUAAUAGAAGCCCCAUAAAAUGUAGCAAAAUAAGCAACUUCAAAAUGUACAACAUGGGGACGGAGAAUGUACACGUAGAAAAUUCCACGACUAAGCCAACCCUCCAAUGUGACGGGAACUUCAAGACAGAUCGAAUCGACGAGUUCGAAUACAACAGUCACGUCCUCCAUAAGAAUAAACUAAAGGAAAACAGUUAUUCCAAACAGGUACUGUUAAAAAACGUGGGACACAAAGUAGACAGCAAAUUUGUGCAAAUUAAGAAAAAGGAAAACAUAAGCGCACACACAGAUCCAUUUAACGAGCACGCCCAAAUGAAAGACAUGUAUGUGCAGGAAAACCCGAAUGGUAACAAUAGCUUAAUAAAUAAAGAUAUGUACAACAAUUUUAAAGGAACAGAAAAGUCGAAUGCAUUUCCAUAUACACAACACAACAAAGGGAGCAAUAAUACCCCCUUCGACAGUUCUCUUAUGAAUUCCUAUUUUUAUUUAAAAAAUGAGUUAAAAGAAGUAGACGACAUUCACACAUCUAUAUCGAAUGACAUCAAAACAAACGGACAGUUGUCCCAGAGGAGGAACCUGCCAACGAGUCUACCAACGAAAGCUGUGGAGAGCCCCCCAAAGGAUACUUCACACAGUAACACCCGUAGUAAAGCGCAUAAACCCGUGAGUCACCAUCACGAAGUGACCAAAGCGAGUAGAAAUAACACAGAAAAGGAGAUGGACAGAAAAAUGGUAACGAAAGGAUAUCUAGAUAAAAAGAACAAAUUCCUUCAGUACAACCAAUACGCAGAUAAUCACAUAGUCCUAGAGGACAGCGUCGAAGAUGUAACUUGCGAGAUUAAAAAUGCAAAUGAAGAAAUGGGUGCCAACAGAAGUAGCGCCACGAACACCACGAGAAAUGCAAAUCCCUUUUUAACAAAAUGUUAUAACGAAAAAAAUGAUUAUGAAUACAUCGAGGACGACAACUCCGUGUAUAGCGUAAAUAACGGACAGCCUGAUCAGAAAGUCCCUUACCUAAUAAUCAACCCUGAACACGGGACGAGUGACCAAAUGGACGGCGUGAAAUAUGCACCCGCGCAUACAUUGAGCGGAGGUGACUUCUUAAACACAAAUGACGCACAUGGAUUUUUCCCUAACGGGAAAAACAACAACGAAGUUUGUACAGUGGAGGAUGGUGAUGUCGUCGAAGUAAUUCCUAGCGAAGUGGAAGUCACCAGUGCUACUCUCGCUGCGGAUAAUUAUAGCCAACAAAGUGGUGAUCACAGCUGCAACCGAGGCAGCAAAGGAAGCAACUGCGAAAGAGGCAACUGUGGUGGUAAGAAGAAACAUACCAGCUGUGCGGAACUUCCCACUAGUCGCAAAACUGUUGGGAGCAACUAUCUCACGAGAAGCAAAUCCAGCCAUGAUAUCCAGCACAACUAUUCAGAUCAUAGCAUUGAUUCCAUUUAUGAUGGAAGAAGGAACAGACUAUAUGAAUACGACUCAGUAAUGGGUAGGAAAAAAUUGAGAAAACAGGGGAGACCAAAACUAACACAAAAGGCGACAAAGAAAAAGCGAAAAACGAGAUCGUUAAAUGAUAUAGAUAUGAAUUACUCCGUUGAAGGCCCAAAGUUAGGAAGAGGGAAACGGAGGAAAAAGGGUUUCAAACUUAAGAACAAAAAUAAGAACAUCAACGCGAUCAGUAACGGAAAUGGAAAAAGAAGUGAAAGUACAAACAUGAACAGCAGUAUCCACGACAUAUGUAACCCGAUUAGAGAUCCAUUCAACUACGAAAAGAUGGAAGAUGACCCCCUCGACAUGACGAACGAAGAAUUUCAUCAUACCAAAAUUUCCAGCGGUAACAUAAAGUAUGAACAAAGCAACAUAAAUCCAUAUAGACAAAGAAUCACGGAAGCAGAUUACAACGGAGAAAGCAUCGCAUCAGCAGAUAUGAAAGGCAGUAGUUUAAGCUCCAUAGACUAUUACAGAAAUUAUGACUCCGUCCAAUGUGUGAAAGAGGAUUUACUAAAAAAUGAAAAAUUCCCAUUCAUCUUUUACGAUUCUAAUAUACGCAAUUUGGUAAUAUACUACAAGGAUGAUUGCAGUGACGAAAUUAAAUGCAAAUAUUUUUCCGCCCAACGAUUUGGACACGCAACAGCCAAAAAAAUUGCCCUGAACUUUCUGAGGUCCCUAGGAAUCAAUCCAGAUCACCUAGAAAAUAAUAAUGUAUUUUCCUAUGAAAAGGACUCCAAAAGUAAGCUAUUCAACAUGGAAAGAGGAAAGACAUAUGUGGACAAAGAAGAAAACUCAAAUAUUAAUCUUAUAUAUGAUACGAAAAAGAGAAACGUAAUCGUCUCAUGGAUUAACAAAGUGAAAGGAUAUAGCUUCAGAAAAUUCUCAACACAGAGAUUCGGAUUCGAUGUUGCCCUAUGCCUGUCCAUUGAUUUCUAUAAAAAUUUAGGAGGAGAAAAAGAAGAAGAGGAAAUACGAAAUUAUAUUAAUAAAGUCAAUUCAAAUUUUAAAAGCAUUCGAAUAUUAACAAGUAAAAAAAAAAGAAAUUUAAAAGGAAAAAUCAUAGAUGCCACAACCGAAUUUAUGGACCUAUAUUCCAAUAGCUACGAAAAUAUGUAUGAUAAUACUUCCCUGUCCUACUUCUAUUUUAGUAACAUAAAAUACAAUAUAGAGAAUCUAAAAAAUAAAAGCACACAAAAAGAAACAAGUGCCAACACACAAAUGAACAAGUACACCAAUUUGUUUUACAUAACCGAUCAGUUCUAUCAAAUAUUCGAAUGCAAGUUAAAGAACAUACAUAUGGAACAAGUAAAAAUGACGAAAGUUUAUCAGUAUGAUUUCUUCUUAAAUAAAACCUUCUAUUUUUUAUAUCUGAAAUAUUUAGAAAAUGUCAAAUCAGCCCUGUGCGAUGAAAAUAUCCACAACUUCGCAACCAUGUGUGAGCAAAUUAAAUUGUGCAAAUUGUGCAAAUUGUACAAAUCGUGCAAAUCGUGCGAACCGUGCGAACCGUGCGAACCGUGCGAACCGUGCACUGUGCAGUCAUACCAUAAGGUGCAAAGCGCAACCGAUGACCAGUAUGCUAGUGACCCUCCCUCCAACUACUUUCAAUUGGUGGACCUCUACUGCGAUAGUGAUAUUCAUAGGAACUGCACGAAUGGGAAUAUUAACUAUUUCAUGAGUAAGAUGGACUACUACAGGAACGAAGACAUCCUGAUGAAAGGCUACUACACCGCAGAUGACACCAAACUGUAUGACAUGUUUUUCCUUUCCAGUGGCCGUAAAGGGGGAUUGGAGGAGGACACCUUUUUGAUCGACCUAAACAGCAACACGUAUAACGACAGGGUGUACCACGACAGGAUCUAUCAUAAGAAGCUCUACAAGAACGAAGACCACCACAACGAACUCUAUCCAGGGGGACUAAGCCCAUCGCAAAAGACCAACAGAAGAACAACGAGAAAUAAAAACGCUGAAAGAGGAAAGUCCUUCCAGGACUACCACUUUUAUUACAAUAGUGGAAACGAGCUUGUGUGCGGUAAUGGAAAUCCUAGCGGCGAUGGCAACAACUGCAACUGCGGUAGUAAUAACUGCGGCGACGUGAACAGCAGCAGCAGCGGUAGCAACCGCAAAAAUUCCUAUAGCCAUUUCGACAACACUGACGAUGACGACGACGUGUGGGUUUGCAACGAGAAGAGAAAAGGCACCAGAAAGAGAAGAAGAAUGUCCAAACAUAGAAAGAGGAGCAAAACUAAGGGAAAAGCAAAGCAUAGCACUAUGUCAAAAAAGAACUCUAUUAUGAGUACCAAAAAAAGUGAGAGUUUUUAUGAAGAAGAGGAUGAGGAGGGCAACGAAGACGAAGAGGAAAUGCUGCUAAACCAAGUGAGUGGCUACAAAAAGGUUGGUAAAGAAGCAAAUAAAAUGAGAAAUAGAUCCACCGGAAGAGGAAAAAAUAAAGGGGUUCACAAAGGAGCGAGCAAGAAAACCGGGAGGGGAACCAACAAACGGAUGCAUAAGAGGACUCUUAAAAACGCAAGCAAGGGUGUUACCAAAGGUGGCACCAGAGGAAUCAACAAAGGCAACCACAAAGAGCAACAUAACAUGAACUAUUUAAAACAUAAAAAAUUUUCAUCAACAAAUAAAAAUAUAAGCAACUUACUUACGAAAGGGAGAAAAUAUAUUCUCUGCUACAACUAUAUGGGGAAAAUCCAGGUGAAAGUGUUCAGUGCUGAUAUAUAUGGCUCCAUGACAGCUCAGAAAAAAUCAGUUGCAUUUUUACAGCAAGUUAGGAGAGAACUAAAAAGUGAGGGUAAAAUUCUAUACAAUGAGAGUGACAGCAAAACCGCAUAUGACGUAACAACGUCUCUAAUGGAGUCGGCGCUGUUAAAUCCGUAUGACCAGGACGGUUCUGCGCUGAAGAAUAAUAUCCAGUGCGCAGAUCACCCAUCUCAGGCGAACAACACGGUUGUCAAAAAAAGGAGGGGUAGGAAACGCAAAAAAAGAGAAGACGCAGUGGAAGAAGUGUUUGAAAUGGCCGUAGCUCUGCAGGCAGAGCACCUCGAAUGGAAGACCCAAUUCGCGCAGGAACAGACAAAGCAGGAGGACGCAAAACAGCAGACAUGCCAGCAGAGCAACCACGGGGCGCAGAAAUGUGUCCGGGGGAGGACAACCGUUGGAAAGGGCAAAGAAAACGAGCUAAGCUCGCCUUUGAACGCACAGUUAAGCUCCCAAAUGAACGUCCGAAUGAACGCCCAAACCAGUGACGAAAAUGCACCUGCGAACAACUACCAAAACACGAUGCUAAGCGACUCCGCGGAUUACCAAAACAUGCACAACUUUUACGAAAAUGAAGACAAUAAUGAAAACGUAUCGAUGUGCCGAAUGCACAAUUGUGAAGAUAAAAUGGUUAACCCUAAUGAUCCCAUUAUUAUUUCCGAUAGUUUAAUGAAGACAUAUUCAAACAAUGAGAAAAUCCAUAGGGCACUAGACACGCAGAAUAAGGACUACAACACAAAGGAUAAGGAAUAUGAAAAAGGUACUUUUGGAGAACCCGUUAAAAGGAACUCAAAGGGAAGUGACCCCCCAUUAAGUGAAUACAUAAACAACACGACAAGGGAAGAAGGAAAACGUUUUGAUCAUAACAACAGGGUGAAUUCUUUGAGCGAGGCACCUUCGAUAAGUUGCACAAAGAGGUAUAGUGACGCAACGGAAUAUGAAAUAAGCAUCACGCUAAGUAACAAAAGGGAGCAUCUGAACAGCACCAUAAGGAGCGAAAGCGAAGAUGAAAAUGGUAAAGAUCCUUCUCAGAUAAAUCAAAACAAACAGUUGAGUCUACACUUGGGGAAAGACGAAACACAAAAUAGCAGUAACAUCGGGAUUACGAAACAUAUCAACUUAAGUAGCGAUAAAAGGAUUGCCAUAGAAUAUCCCCAAAAGGGAAAAAUAAACACAUUAAAUUGCUUCAACAAGUUAAGUUCUGAACAGAAAGUAGUCAAGGGUUACUUAACUCUAAGAAAAGAAAAAAUCAUUACACCAAAUGUAAAAAGGGUGUACUCUUUGUACGAUUUAUACAAUAAAAUUAUUAAUGAAUGCGAUUACGCAGAUUUCUUAUCACAAAAUAGUGCACAGAAGACACUCAAAAAUAGGAAGGGUGACCAAAAUUAUGGUCCAAGUGAUGACCCACAUGAUGACCUCAUGGACGAUCAGGAUGACGAUCCAAAUGAUGACAUCUUGGGUGAUCAGGAUGACGAUCCAAAUGACGACCCACUGGACGAUUUUUCCCUCUACAGCAAACGAAUAAUAAUGAAAAGUGGCAAAACAGAACGGACGAACAGGAACCGUAUGCCAAGAGCAAGGCGUAAUCAAGACGGACUAGCGAAUAACGAAGUGGUCAAUAAAAGCGAAUGUCGUGAUGUGGUCAGUUUUCCAAAGGGAAAGGAAGCAAAGGAGGAAAGGGGAACCGCAACUGGAAGCGACCCACGCGAAGACGCCGAAAUAGAAAAUUUUGUAAAAAGUGGAGAAACGCUUAGCAGCACUAACCCUGCGUGCUCCCCGCGAAAUUUCAAAAAUGACUGGAGCGGACUAGUCAAGUAUAACACUUCAAAAGGUGUCGUCAAAAUCCCCAAAAUAUGCGUCCACAAAUUGGCUAGAAAAAAGGGGUUCACCAAACUGACGUGCAUUAUUUACAGAGGAAAGGGAGAAUUCGUUUCUUAUUUCCUAGAACGGAGCAACAAAAAAAUUAAUGACAGAAGCGCGGUGCAAAAUGAAAACAAGGAGGACAAAAUUGCCGAACCGAAAAUGCCCUUUAAGAGUAACGAAAAAAAUGGCUGUGCUAAGUUAAAUACCUACCAGGGUAGCACUGGUGGGAAUGCAGCUAAAGAACAGGCUACACAAUCGAACAAGAAAUAUUAUUUAAGAGAAAAGCAAAGCAACCUUUUAUCAGAAAAUACUUUGUUUUAA
Messenger RNA from Plasmodium cynomolgi strain B, 9147 nucleotides. RefSeq lists its product as hypothetical. The transcript has 2 exons. The record is from RefSeq and is a predicted model, not a curated record. Bases 1 to 9147 code for a protein of 3048 amino acids. NCBI's taxonomy places the organism in Eukaryota, Apicomplexa, Aconoidasida, Haemosporida, Plasmodiidae.